UCCUCCACCGGUACCGCCGAGCCGCCAGCGGCCCGCUGACCUUUGUGCAGCGCUAAACACGUCGAUAACCGGAGAGCAAGCGGGGCGAAGGUCGAGGCUGGGAGAGGACUGAGUGUGUGCAGAGAGAGAGAGAGGAGUGUGAGGGUCCUGUCUCUGAGCUGUGUGUGUGUGUAUGUUUAUGAGUGAGGUGGUUUAUCGGGUCUCCGCUGUAUCCUGUUACUGUUAGCUGGGCUGUGUAGUUGUGAGGGGCGGAAGCGGCGGCUGUGAGCUCGGCUGUGUGUUGUGUUUGGUCUGUAAACGGGUCUAAAGCCGCUCGCUCGCGCUCAGGACAGUCAUGAAGUUCCUGCUGGAUACCCUGAAGGUGCUGCUGCUCUCGCUGUGGUUCAGCCUGGAGGCGCUGUGGCGCGCGCUCGUGCCCGCGCGCAGGAAGAGCGUUGCCGGGGAGACGGUGCUGUUGACGGGCGCGGGCAGCGGGCUGGGCAGGCUGAUGGCGCUCGAGUUCGCGAGACUUGGCGCGAGACUCGUGCUGUGGGACAUCUACGAGGAGGGUAACCUGGAAACGGCCCGGAUCAUCAAAGAGACGCAUAACGUCCGCGCGCACACCUACACCUGCGACUGCAGCAAGAGGGAAGAGGUGUAUAAAGUGGCUGAUCAGGUCAAACGAGAAGUUGGAGACGUCACUAUUCUGAUAAACAAUGCUGGAAUCGUCACUGGCAAGAAGUUCCUACAAUGCCCAGACUCUCUCAUGCAGAAGACGAUGGAUGUCAACAGCACGGCCCACUUCUGGACAUACAAGGCAUUUCUCCCAGCGAUGAUUGCUGGAAACCAUGGUCAUCUGGUCAGCAUCGCUAGCUCUGCUGGACUUGUCGGAGUCAAUGGACUUGCAGAUUACUGUGCGAGUAAGUUUGCAGCAAUAGGCUUUGCAGAGUCUGUGGGAUUGGAACUGUUGGCUACAGGCUCUGAUGGAGUGAAGACCACCAUAGUCUGCCCCUUCUUCAUCAAUACUGGAAUGUUUGAAGGAGCUAAUACGAAGUUUCCCCGACUCAUGCCGAUUCUGGAGCCAGAAUAUGUGUGCAAAAAGAUUAUGGAUGCAGUUCGAAGAGACCAGGUUUAUCUGUGUCUCCCUCGUUUCAUGUAUCUUAUAGUCGCUUUGAAGCAUAUUUUACCUGCUAAAAUGGGAGUGAUGCUCGGAGAGUAUCUGGGAGCGUUUGAUCUCAUGGCUACGUUCAAAGGGCGAAAGAGCGACUGAGUUUGUCAACUGAAGACUGGAGCCUAUUAAUACAGCCAUACAGCGUUGUAGAAGUGUGAUAAAGGGGAGACAGAUGGCACUGGCAUCUGCAUCUGCACACAGUGUGAAGAGCAACCACAUUUAAUGAAUAACAAAUCAACAAAGCUAGGAAGAAUUACUGUUCUAACAGCUAUGCAAGUCAUUGGCAAUCACAGGCAUGACAUUGAAGGCAUAACUUAAAAGCACUUAGUCAUUUAAAUGUAAAAUUCCUCUUGUAACCUAGUGUACAACUCAGUAUAUGAUAUAGCUCAGGAAUAAUACUUGAAAAUCUCUGAAGUAUAUUGCUUUAUCAUGCACAGGUAUAAUGACAUUAUGAUAUGGUUUAAAUAGUACCAUAUGUCUGUGCCUUGAUAAUAAUUCUGUCUGUAUUUUAAUCUUAAACGAACAGCUUGAUCUAGCCUAAUAUCCAAUUGCAUUUAAUGUAUAACAAAAUUAUGCAUGCUAUGCAAGUCUUUUAAGCUAUCAAGGACAUGAAGGAAUACCCGAAAGCACUUUGUCAUUUAAAUGUAAAAAUUCUAUCAUAACCUAGAAUACAGUAUAACUUCUGUAACAUCUGUAAGUAUGUGCUAUAGCUCAGAUAUAGUACUAUAAUGGACAGUGUAUCAUUUUGUUAUGUGCAAGCAUAACAACAAUUUUGUAACAGCGCUAAAAGUCUCAACCAUGAGAAGGGAUAGUCUGAAGCAAAGUCAAAUUAAUGUGAUUUAUCACUCAACCAGGAUGCAGUCGUUUGUUUCUUUCAGUUGUUUGUUUAGAACGGGAGAUGUUACUCUUAUAUUGCUAAAACUCUGGAUUUAAGGUGUUAUCCAGAUAUUCAUGAUUUAAUGCUAACAUUUGUGCUGUUUAGAACACACAGGGGGCAAUUUUCCAUACAGGGAUUAAGCCAUAGACGUAGUCAUAGACAAUGGAAAAUCUCCAUUCAAAAUGUUCUUUAGUCCAAGACUAGGCUUAAUCCCUGUCUGGGAAACUGCCUUGGAAUGUAUGUAAAAGUAGACUAAAAGGCAACAGUUGAAAAGUGAAGACAAAUAGUCUCUUUUGCACCCUCUGGUGGUUGACUGCAGCACAGUGUUUAACCAUACCCUAACCCAUGUACCAUAUUUUUCGCACUAUAAGGCGCAUUAAAAUCUUUUAGAUACCCCCAAAAUGGUCAGUGCACCUUAUAAUCUUAUGUAUAAGUUCAACCAGUCAGGUUGUAAUGAGCAGUACAGCCACUCUGCUAAAGUGCAUUGUGAUAAAGGAGUUUCAGUGAAGAUUUUCUCCAGUAUCAAGGCUAGAAAAGUAUUAGCUAGAGCUGCUAACCACAGCGCUAGCUCUUUCGCUGUUCAGAGGCGAGUAUAUCGGACUGUAGUCUGCACGUUUACCAUGUUAAAACAAGAUACGUGAGAUGAACCGCUAGCUGAUAGCGCCCUGGGUUACUGAAACCCUCAGGGUUCCUCAGAGUAGCAUUGUCAAGUGGCAUUAAUACCGCUAAGCGCUGCUAACCCCAGCUAGCACUGCUGCUAAUCGUGCUGUUGAAAAUACUGGAAAUCUAAGCUUACUGUAAAUAAACAGAAGCGUUUUACUCACCCAAAUAAACAGUUUUCUCCUUAUUCCUUACUAUUUUCACUCAAAAUGCGCCUUAUGAACCAAAAUAGACGAAAAUAGAAGAAAAUAGAUGUUCAUUGAUAGUUUGCUCUAUAAUACGGUGCACCUUAUAGUCAGUAAAAUACGGUAAGCAAACAGAGCCAGUAUUUGUUUUUUUUGCUUUGGACAGUUAUGUUCUUUCAGUUCUGCAAGUUCGUUGCACAUUAUUACCCACUUAAUAUCCUGCCCAGGGUUCUUAUUUUUUAUAACAUUACAACACAUUUUGUGUGUGUUUCUGAUAUGGGAGUGAGCAUAGACAUCCUUUUACUCUCAUAAAUAGUCUAUGUUUUAGAACACAGUAAACAAAAACAAACUACUAGCUAAAUGUGGGGGCAGCCAUUUUAAGUGAUCAUCUGAUUUUAGUUUAAUUUGGAGAAAAAACGUUUUUGGUUUUGUUUACUUAUCAAGUUAUGAAAGCUACAGUCUUUAGUCCAGUGUUUGCCUAGCAUCUCUCAUUUUAAAUAAACAAAGCAGACUUUAGGUCCCAGACAUGGCUUGACUGACUGACUGACUGCAUCUGGUAAUAAAGUGAUAAAUCAUGUUUGUUUGUUUUUACCCUGAUCUUUUACGUUAAAUCUCAGAAGGAACUGGUUAUUAUUAUGUCUAUUAGAAGACUGAUAUGAAGGAUGCAUACCGUUUGUAUGAAUGUGCCUUGACUUAUCACUCUUAUGGAAACCUAAUAAAAACUAUGCCUUUAAA
Astyanax mexicanus (Mexican tetra) is the source of this 3607-nucleotide messenger RNA. RefSeq names its product short chain dehydrogenase/reductase family 16C, member 5b (gene sdr16c5b). The record is from RefSeq and is a predicted model, not a curated record. The transcript is spliced from 6 exons. Gene Ontology annotation, molecular function: oxidoreductase activity, acting on the CH-OH group of donors, NAD or NADP as acceptor. Gene Ontology annotation, cellular component: lipid droplet. Lineage: Eukaryota; Metazoa; Chordata; Actinopteri; Characiformes; Acestrorhamphidae. Bases 335 to 1249 code for a protein of 304 amino acids.